AUGGCCCCUCCGUCUCCUCUCGUCAUCGCAACCCAAGCCUUGAAUCGUCUGGUCAAGGAAGAGUCCUACUACCACAAAGAGCUGGCCAGCCAGGAGAAGCGUAUCAAGAAGCUCGAGGAUGACAUUGCGAGCAAUAGUCCGGACCUGGACAGCAACGCUGAGUACAUCCUAAAACAGGAGAAGAAAGCUCUGGAGGAGACCAAGGCCGUGUUCGAGCCGUUGCGCAAGCGGAUUGCUGCUGCCAUCGACAAACUGGAGGAACAGAUUGCUAUUGCCGAGAGUGCCGGGAAUGCGCCGGCCGAGGAGUUAAAGAAGGCCAAGGAGGCCCUGGGGGCUGCCCAGAAGGUUCUCGAGCAGAAAGAAGAAAAACCAAAAGAGGAAGAAGGGAAGGGCGGUGAUAAGGAGGAGUUGUAA
This is a messenger RNA of Thermochaetoides thermophila DSM 1495, 414 nucleotides long. RefSeq lists its product as uncharacterized. Gene Ontology annotation, biological process: tubulin complex assembly; post-chaperonin tubulin folding pathway. The record is from RefSeq and is a predicted model, not a curated record. Lineage: Eukaryota; Fungi; Ascomycota; Sordariomycetes; Sordariales; Chaetomiaceae. Gene Ontology annotation, cellular component: cytosol; microtubule cytoskeleton. The transcript is spliced from 2 exons. Gene Ontology annotation, molecular function: beta-tubulin binding. Bases 1 to 414 code for a protein of 137 amino acids.